Messenger RNA from Emys orbicularis (European pond turtle), 4938 nucleotides. RefSeq names its product maestro heat-like repeat-containing protein family member 2A. The transcript is spliced from 41 exons. Gene Ontology annotation, cellular component: cytoplasm. NCBI's taxonomy places the organism in Eukaryota, Metazoa, Chordata, Testudines, Emydidae. Bases 1 to 4938 code for a protein of 1645 amino acids. The record is from RefSeq and is a predicted model, not a curated record.
AUGGCUGACACAGUGGGACAGCCCAAUGGAGGUGUGCACCAUCGGAUCUCCAACCUCCUGCGGCUGGCAGACGAGGGAGGUCACAAGGACAUUGCGGCAGGCGUCAUGCAGGCAGCCAGGGUCCAGCCAGCUGCUGUGGCCUCCCUCCUAGUCCAGAUCCUCCAGCAGGACGAGGUGUCUGUCAGGCAGAAGGUGGCAGCAUAUGAGGGCCUCAGGACCAUGCCGCUGGAGCAGGGGAUGGAGGCAGGACUUAUCGGCAGCCUCAUUGCAGUGGCCUCCCAGCAGAUGAGGGCUGCUCCAGAGGAGGCCUUGAGCGAGCUCCAGGCGGCUGCCAGUGAUACCUUGGCUGCCCUCGCUGGCAGCUACUUCGGGCCGGUGAUGCGGGAGCUCCAGAAACACCUGAGGCCCUUUGUGCUGCCAGCGGAGUUCACCCUCCUCACCCUGGGCAAGGUCAUGGCGGCCAGCGUGUACAGGUGCGUCCCUUUCCUGGGCAUCACCCUGACCACCAUGCAGACCGUGAUGCGAGGGAUAGAGAACAGCAGGAGACGAGGGGCCUUCUGCACCGCCCUGGAGUGCAUGUGUGGGGCAAUCAGCACUUACCUGAGGAGCUGGGAGAGGAGCACCUAUCCACAAAUCACGCUCCAGCGCUUCUCUGCAUACCUGCUCCCCAUGUACCAGUACCUCAUCAGCGCCUGGCUGCCCAGCGAGGACAUGGAGGUCAAACUGGCUGUCCUCAAGGCCCUGGGGCCAAUGCUGAACAUCCUGCUGCCCAGGAAGGAUCUGCAAAACCAGAUCCACGGGGACAUCCCCCUGCUCCUGGCUCAGUAUGGGGAGAACAUUGAGGCCUUUUACAUCACCCAGGUUCUGGGACAGAUCUUGCAGGCCUCUUCCUCCAACAACCCGAUCCCAGAGGUGCAUGUGGAGGCCAUCUCCCAUACACUGAGCUACCAGGUCACUUCCAAAGCGCAGCGGCCCUAUCGGCUCUGCAGGGAGAACCACACGGAGAUUUCCCACGUCUUCCUGCAGCUGGUUCCGGGGAUGGCCAGCUGGAAACACCUGUGCAUCAAAUCAGUGAAAUCAGUUCUUACCGACGGGAGUCCCAGGGUGAGGGUGGCUGUCCUGCAGGCCAUUGGCACCCUGGUCUCAGCAGGGUACCUGGAUAAGGUGGAGGGAUGGCCUCUCAAUUACAUUGCCCUGCAGCUUGCUGUGUCGACCAACUCGCUGGAGCGUCCAAUGCGGAGCCUUCCCCUGGGGGGGCUGCUGGAAAAAAUGGUCCAGAAAACCAGCCUGGCCACGUUAGAAAUAAUCAUUGCCUCGGGCAGGGGGAUCAGCCAGGAGCUCUGGGUACGGCUCCUGGGGUACGUUCCCCGCACCCCUUACACUGAUUCCAUGACCCCCCUGUGCGGCUGCCUCAGGAUCCUGGCCGCGAAGCGGCAGCAGCACAGACAAGCAGCCCACGACUGCAGGGAGCCAGUGGCAUCUCCGACUCCCCAGCAGCUGCUGGCCCGGCUCCUGGUGCUGUCAGCAUCCCCCUUCGAGGGAGAAGGGCGCGGAGUGGCUGCGCUGCUCCUGCUGAACGCCCUGCGCCCUGAGAUGUAUGGGGACGAGGCAGAGCAGUGGUGGAUGGAGAUUCCAGCUAUGGUCCAGUAUCUUGACGGACAUAGCAAGUUCUCUCUGGACCAGACCGCGUGGGAGCACAAGCUGUUGGAGUUCCUCCAAAAGACCUUGGGGAGGAGCAAAGAGGGCGGCUGGAGCCAGGAUCUGAGCCGCGAGCUGGGCCGGCAGAUGGGCAGCUAUGCCAACGCCUCCGUGGAGAAGGCUUUCCUCUGCAAGGCGCUGGGCACAGCCCUGGCCAUGAACAAGGAUGUGGCUUCAGUGACAGGGCAGCUCCGGGAGCUGCUGCGCAUGGCCGACUAUCUGAAUGGUGCAGAGACGGAGUGCCUUGACUCCUGCCUGCAGCUCUGUGCCAGGGACCAGCUGGAUGCGAUCCUGAGAGCUCUGGGCGACUUUGAGGAGGAAAUGGCAGAGGGGGAGGAUUCCUGGCAUCUCAGCCUAUGUAAGGGCCUGGCCCCACAGGAGAGGGACAGAGUGAAGAGCACCCUCCUGCUGUUCUACAGCAGUGCAGCAGCCCAGGCGCCCCCCCAGCAGCUGCUCCCUCGGCUGGCGGAAGAGAUCGUACCCAAAAUCCUGCACCAUUACAGCACCAGCUCCCAGGCGCUGGGACUAAACGCCAGGCAGAUGGACACGGCCCUUACUCUGCGCUUCAUUGAGAGCAUCUCCGCAGUCAGCCUGGCCGUCCAGAGGAGCGGGGAAUCCCAGCCCCACCAGCUUCCCCACAAACAGGUGCUGCUCAGCCAGCUGCUGGAGAUCAUUAAGGCCGAGCCACGGAGCUCCCUGCUCUCCCCAGUUCGCCAGGAGGCAAUGGUGGCCAUCGGGCACCUGAGUAAAGUGAAGCAGCCACUGAGCUGCGAGAAGAAUCAGGAGUUGAUGGAGCAGUGUCUUGAUAGUGUCUUCUCCCUGCCUCCCCAGGAGUUCACUGAGGACAUGGGGCCCAUCCAGACUCUUUAUGCCAGCACCAUGGCCACCCUGGAGGGGCUGAUGCAGAUGUUGCUGGAGGAGGAGGAGACGCCAGAGCGACUCCAGGGAACCUUCCGGCUCCUGCAGAGAUGGCUGGUGUCAGAGCAGGUGUGGGAGCGUGCCCGCGCCAUGCGGGUCAGCACCCACCUGCUGAAGGCAUAUCUCCAGACGGUCACCAUCACCACACAGAUCCCUCCUGGCCAGUUCAGCACUCUGGCUGGGACGCUGGGCCCCUACACCUGUGACUCACUGGGCAGCAUCCGCCAGGGCGCAGGGGACGCCAUUGGGUGCCUGCUGGACAUACAAGUUGCCAAGCAGCCCUGGACCCUGAGGGGCCGAGACAAGGCGUGGGCGCUGAGGCGCGUGUGUCAGGAGCUGCAGAGUGCAGAUCCCGAGGAGGUGUGGGACGCGUCUAUCAAACUGGCCAAACUUGUCAGCAGGGCCCUGCCCAAGGCGGAGAUCCUGCCCUUCACCCAGACCCUGCUGGAGAGCCUGGGGGCCGUGAGCCAGGCCUGUGACCAGGCCAGUGUCCUGUGGUUUCACACGCUCCUGACAGACCGCGCCAGUGACCUGACGGACACAGUCCAGGCCAUCCUGAGCAUCACCAGCACCUACCUGCGCUGCCUGGAGGACCCUGAGCCGAGAGGGCUCCUGGCCCAGGCAGUCUCACUGCUGGCUCAGCACCACCAGGAGGCUGUGGUCACCUACCUGCUCCAGCACCCCCUGCCGUUGGAUAAGGACAGCAAGGAGCUCUGGGCAGCUCUGGCUGCUGAGGAUUUCUUCCAGGACAUCCUAAAGGAUUUGCUAGACCGGAUCCCCAGGGGGCCAGCAGCAGAGCAAGGGGCUGAGACCCAGGAGGUAGCAGUUACCAAUCCCCUCUCGGUGGUCUGUGCCAUCGGUGAGGUGGUGAUGGGGACAGCGGUCGGGGAUGCGCUGGGCUCGCUGCUCCCUGAGCUCUGCUAUGCCCUCCUGUACCAGCUCAGCUGCACCCCGGACAGCGACACGCCAUUGCCCUCCAGGGCUGGGAGACCCCUGGCCAGCCCAAAGGGAGCUGCACCGCCACCCUCCACCCCCCGCAGCCUGACAGUGGCGGCACUCAGAGCCGUGCUCGCCAAGGGCCUGCAGGACGUGGCCAGGAUCCUGGACAAGGAGCGAGGCUGGUGCCUCCUGGAGGAUCCCCGCAGCUUCCCCGAGGGUGUCUCCCUGCUGGCAAGGGCUCUGGUGCAGGUGGGCGAUGCACCGCUGGAUAGGAUCCUGCAGCUCCUGUCCCCAUCCCUGAGCUCCCCAUGUGAGGACUGGAGAGUCACCGGCACGGCCUUCUACGCCGAGCUCCUGGGUCACCCCGGGCUGCAGCAGAGGAAGCUGCUGAGACCCGUCCUGGAGCAGCUGGUGGCAGGGGUCAGCGAUGAGAGUGACAGCAUCCGCUGGCUGGCGGUGCGCGGGCUGGGGAACAUGGCCCAGGGGCAGCCGCACAAGGUGAAGACGCACAGGCAGCUCCUGCUGGACACCCUGCGCCACCCCCUGGCUGAGCCCAGCAGCCCCCAGGUCGUGGGCGAGAGCAUGCGGGCCCUGUCCAAGACGCUGGGGCAGUUGAGCGAGAGCGACGUGGGCCGCCUUUCCCAGCCCAUGGCCGCGCAGGCCCGGGCUCACUUCCCACACGAGGACGGCGCCGUGCGCGCGGCAGCAUUUGGCCUCUUCGGGGCCCUGGCCGGCUCGGCCCAGCACAAGCACCGGCAGCUCUUCGCAGGGGAAGUGAGGAGCAGCUGGGCCGCUCUGAUGCUCCAUGUGCGGGACCCAAGCCCCGAGGCAGCCACGGCCUGCUACACUGCCUUCCAGGCGUGCGCCCCGUUCAUAGGCCUCACGGGGCUCGAGGGAGCCUUUGACAGCGGGCUCCUGACAGGCGCCUCCGGGGAGAGGCACAGACACUUGAUGGGACACGUCUGCAAACAGCUGGCCCAGAAGGACCCUGCGCUGCUGGAGAGUCUCGUCACUGAGACCAGCCUGCACCUUCACAGCCGCUGGGAGGGGAUCAGACUGGCAGCAGCCAAGCUGGCAGGGAUCCUUGCAGAGAACAUGGAGGCCCAGCAUGUCCAGCAGCUGGAUCUGGGAACGCUUCUGUGCUCUCUCCGAGCGCUGCAUGGUGACCCCAGCACUGCUGUCGAGAUUGCUGCGGCAGAAGCCGUCAGCACCAUCAGCCAGAAGCAGCGGGUAGCCCUGCAGGAGCCAGGUCCCAGCCACACAGCCCCCAGAGGCCAAGGGAGGCUGCUCUUUGUGAGGAAGCUCUUCAAGAGGAAGGGGAAGGGGAGACCCCCGGCAGGGCCCCUCGACACUGCAGAGUCAGAGAGCGUCUCCAGCAGCUGA